CGAUCGGGUCGUCUUCUUGCGUGGCUAAGUAAACAUGGCCAGCAUGUUGUACUUGUGCUAAUCUCUUAAUAACUGCAGUGUGUUAUCUAUUGGUAAUCAUCCGUCACCUAGUUCAAUAUCUGUUUACCCUCAUUCUAUAACUAUUGACAGUUUAUCUUAAUUAGUGUAAGUGUUUACGUUGGGUGCAGUGCUGGUGUCCAUGUGUAGGAAACAAACAAUGCUGGUUCGUUAUGGACGAUAACCUUAUAAUAAUAGUGAGCGUGUUCUCAUGCGCGUGGGCGUUCCUGCUGCUCAUAGCGCUGGUGCUGUGGGGACAGGUCAAGAGCCUGCAGAAGAAGGUCGCGGAGAUGCAGUCCAGCGGCCGCAUGAGGAUACAGAAACUAAAGCUGAGCCCGGAGAACCAGCACGCUUUCCACAACCCGGCGCUGCUGCCGGACGAGGAGCUGUCCCGGCGAGGGUACUCCAUGUACAUGGGGCAGGACGACGUCGAGAGCGGCCGUCAUGAGCGGCAGACGGGCGGGCAGUUCGUAGAGAAACCAGCUGUCGGACAGUUCGCAGAGCAGACCACAAACUUUACGGAGAGACCACAGAACGGACACCUACCAGAACGACCCAUGAACAGUAACUCCGAUAGAUCUACUGGGAACUUCUCGGAAAGACAAAACAAUGGGAACUUCCAAGAAAGACCAUCGAAUGGGACUUAUGGGGAUAGGCCAGCUAGUGGGCACUUCGUAGAUGAGCUGACGCGCGAACUGGAUAAUAGACAGCAGCGGGGUAACAACCCUCCACCCUUCCUGCUGCAGAGCAUCCAGGAGAGCAGGCGAAAGACCAGGAGCCUCAACACCCCCGUCACCAACGGCAGGCAGAGCGAUACCAAUCCCAACUUUAUGUACUAAACCAUACACAGUACCUACUUAUAUACUCUACAGCAUUUAAAAUAAGUUAAAUUAGUAUUUUUUUAUAGUACAAUACGUUUUUAAAUGAAAAAUCCGAACCACAAGUCUUGAUCUUGCUGUAUGUCACUACAACUUAGAUCACAUAAAGUUGGAACGGUCUCGCAAAUUUUGAUUAUGCAUGCAUUGGGAUAGGAUGUUAAGUUUCUUAUCCUGUUUUAAAUUGUCUUCUAUUUAAGCAACAGUUGAGGACGCAUUACUGUUGUUUAUUUAUUAGAUAAUUUGUUUUUUUUUUAUCUUCGCCUCUGUUGCUUGCAUGGGUUUGAGGCUACAAGGUCAACUAUAUCUGGAUUUGGAGCUCUGCGCAGGUCAGUAAAGAACUAUAUUUAUGAGUGAAAA
Messenger RNA from Trichoplusia ni (cabbage looper), 1292 nucleotides. RefSeq lists its product as uncharacterized. Bases 231 to 896 code for a protein of 221 amino acids. The transcript is spliced from 4 exons. The record is from RefSeq and is a predicted model, not a curated record. NCBI's taxonomy places the organism in Eukaryota, Metazoa, Arthropoda, Insecta, Lepidoptera, Noctuidae.